Sporothrix brasiliensis 5110 is the source of this 2667-nucleotide messenger RNA. Its product is annotated as beta-mannosidase precursor. Gene Ontology annotation, molecular function: beta-mannosidase activity. Bases 1 to 2667 code for a protein of 888 amino acids. Gene Ontology annotation, biological process: glycoprotein catabolic process; carbohydrate metabolic process. The transcript has 3 exons. The record is from RefSeq and is a predicted model, not a curated record. Lineage: Eukaryota; Fungi; Ascomycota; Sordariomycetes; Ophiostomatales; Ophiostomataceae.
AUGGCCGUCCAGCGAGUGGACAUUGACCAAGGCUGGGAAUUCAGACAGGCCAGCAGCCUCAACAACGCGACGGCCUCGUCGUUUUUGCCCGUCGCCCAGUUUCCGACGGUCGCCCACAUCGACCUGCUGCACCACAAGCUGAUUCCCGACCCCUACAUUGACGACAACGAGCUCACGUGUCUCUGGGUCAACGAUGCAGACUGGACCUACCGCACGACCCUGCCCGCGACGCCGCUGCCGACGCCGCAGGCGCGGGCCGUUCUCGUCUUCGAGGGCCUCGACACCGUCGUCGACGUGUUCCUGGGCGGCACGCGGAUCCUGUCGAGCAAGAACAUGCACGUCGAGCACCGCGUCGACGUGACGGAUCAGCUGCGGGCAGCCGGCGGCCCGUUGUCGCCGGAGUUGUCGCUGGAGCUGCAGUUCAGGGCGGCGCCCGCGUUUUCGCGGCAGGAAAAGAAGCGCAUCGGCUACAAGGGCAACGAGACGGACGUGCACUUUGGUGGGCCGGAGCGUCUCUUUUUGCGCAAGGCGCAGUACCAUUGGGGCUGGGAUUGGGGCCCGGCCGUCAACACGUCGGGGCCCUGGAAGCCCGUCUACCUCGAGGUCUACGAGACGCGCAUCGACCGACUGGUGGUCCGCCAGCAGGUGUCGGACGACUUGGCGGCCGCGACCAUCAGCGUCCAGGGCCGCGUGGAGACGGUCGCCAAGGCGCAGGAGCACGUCCAUCUGCACGUCAGCGAUCCCUCCGGCGCGUCUCUCCACAGCCACAGGCUUCAGACGGCGGCGGAUGGCUCCUUUGCCACGACCGUCGCCGUGGACACGCCCCAGCUGUGGUACCCACACAUGUAUGGCGACCAGCCUCUCUACACCGUGUCGGCGAGCGUGGCCCUCCCCGACGCAGCGUCAUCUCAGGACAGCACCAUCACCGGCACCAAGACCAGCCGCAGGAUUGGCCUGCGCCGCCUCCGGCUGCUGCAGCACCCGCUCAAAGAGGCCGCGGGCACGUCGUUUGUCUUUGAAGUCAACAACAUCCGCCUCUUCUGCGGCGGCUCCUGCUGGAUCCCGGGCGACUUUAUGCUGCCGCGCAUGACGCGCCAGCGCUACCGCGACUGGAUCCAGCUGGCCAGGGACGGCCACCAGAGCAUGAUCCGCGUCUGGGGCGGCGGCAUCGUCGAGUCGGACGACUUUUACGACCUCUGCGACGAGGCGGGCAUGCUCGUGUGGCAGGACUUUCUGUUCGCCUGCGGCAACUACCCGGCGUCGGGCGAUUUCCUGGACAGCGUGCGCCGCGAGGCCGAGCAGCAGGUCGUCCGCGUCGGCCACCACGCGAGCCUGGCGCUGUGGGCCGGCAACAACGAGGACUACAUGGUGGCCGAGCGCUGGGGCUGGGACCUCGACAUGAGCGACGAGACGGGGCCCUGGGACCAGACCAACUUCCCGGCCCGCGCAAUCUACGAGCGCGUGCUGCCCGCCGUUGUCGAGACCCUCGGCGGCGACGUGCCCUACUGGCGCAGCAGCCCCUACGGCGGCGCCUUCUCCAACGACACCACCGUCGGCGACACCCAUAUCUGGGAUGUCUGGCACGGCAAGAUGUCGGCGUACCAGGACUACAAGAGCUACACGUCGCGCUUUGUCAGCGAGUUCGGCUUCGAGUCCUGCGCGUCCGUGGCCACGAUGGAGCGCGGCAUCACCGUGCCCGCGGAGCGCCACGCGCAGUCGCGCCUCUUUGACAUCCACGACAAGGGCCCCGGCCACGCGCGCCGCUACCCCAUGUACAUGGGCGAGAACUUCCGCUUCCGCAUGAACCCCUUCCGCGACUUUGUGUACUGCACGCAGUUCUUGCAGGCCGAGGCCCUGCGCUACGCCUACAACUGCUGGCGCCGCGCGUUCCGCGGGCCCGGCGAAGAACACUGCGCCGGCGUGCUCGUGUGGCAGCUCAACGACAUCUGGCCCGGCACCAGCUGGGCCCUCGUCGACGUGGACCGGCGCCCGAAGCCGGCCUACUACAUCACCAAGCGCGCGCUCGCCCCGGCCGUCGUCGGCAUGGAGCGCACCGUCACCGGCGCGCCGUCCUACAUCACGACGGGCUAUCCGCCCGACCGGCACGCCCUGGACGUCUGGGCCGUCAACGGGGACCUCGCGGCCCGCCACGCCACGCUCACGCUGGCCGCCUACAACAUCCACACGGGCGCCCCGGUGCCGCUGCCGCGCGGCGUCGCCGCGACGCGCAGCGUAGUGCUGGCGCCGAACCAGACGACCGAGCUGGUGCGCCGCAUGGCCAUUCCCGCGGCCGACAGCACGGUCGUCGUCGCCUACCUCGACGGCCCUGCGCCAACGGCGGCGACGGCCGCGCCGCCCUCGCGCCUCGCCCGCUGGGUCUCCUGGCCCGAGCCGCUGCGGCUGGUGCGCAUGUCGCCCGCGCUGGCCGUCACGGCGACCGUGUCCGACGCCGGCGACCAGGUCCUGCUGACGGCCAAUGCGCCCGCCAAGGGCGUCACGCUGCACGUGUCGCCGACAGACGGCGUGGCCGACGCCGUCUUUGACGACAACUUUGUCGACCUCGUGCCCGGCGAGACCGUCGCUGUUGGCGUCCACGGUCUGCGCGGCCGCGCGGUGGAGGUGCGCUUCCUGUACGACUGGGAACUAAAGGAAGGAUUCGAGUUGUAG